Molecule: messenger RNA, 13306 nt
Organism: Zeugodacus cucurbitae (melon fly)
Lineage: Eukaryota; Metazoa; Arthropoda; Insecta; Diptera; Tephritidae
Gene: Hers
Product: titin
Exons: 10
Coding region: 884-10405 (3173 amino acids)
Molecular function (GO): chromatin binding
Source: RefSeq, a predicted model, not a curated record
UGCCAAUUGGCUCUCUGCACGCAUCUUCAUUCGUUGGAUUUUUCGGUGCGCUCGCACGUUUGGCAUGCAAACAAAAUUCAGUAUUAAAUUGAAAAUCUCGUUGUUAUGUUGUGUCCGCACGGUUGGAAUUUUUCGAAUAUCCCCUCUCAAACGGCACCGCCAUACUCCGCGCGGUUGCAACUAACCGAAUAGAGACAGCCAGCUAGCUAGUAGUCAGUUAGCCACCCACCUAAGGCGCGGGAGUUGCGUUGAGUGUGUGUGCACACAGUGCGGCUGCAACAGCUUGCAGGAGAACAAACGAAAAACGGUACUUAUCCUUCCAUUUUGUUGCAUGAAUGAUGUGUAAAAAAUUGCGAAAAAUUCAUUAUUAAACGAAAUGCGAAAAUCGCUGUAUGGAAAUGAAGUGGAAAAUUAGUGUUGAGUGUGCAAGUGAUGAACUGCUAAAGAGCAGCGCGAUGACUGAACUGGCAAUUUAGUAGACACUAGUGAGUAGUGUAGUGAGACAAAGCGUGCGGUGUAGUUGGAAAAAAGUAAAACGCUCCCAGCAAAUAGACGUGUAAACGGGUUUAAAAAUACUAAACAUUUAAAUUUUGUGAAUGUGUGUGUAAUUCUUAAAAGUUGCAAAAAUGUAGAAAUUAGAAUUAGAAAAAGUUAAAAAAAAAAAAAGUGUUGCUGCUGUUCCAUCAGUUAAUUCCUAAAACUAAAAUGCAAAUCUCUCAUUUGGUGUUCAACAAAAUUGUCGGUUACGCUGCCGUCGCACAGCAAAAGUGUCAAAUUGGUUUACGGCAACUUCCAUCUUUAGUUUGAAUUCUCACAGACCAACAAAUGUCAGUUGGAUAGAGCAGUACAAGCAUCGAUCAGCUGUUUGCACCUGUAAAAGGGAAUGGGACCUAAAAAGCGUCUCAUUACAGCAGCUGCCGCCGCCGCCGCUGGCGCCACAAACACAGAGCGUCAACAACGCUCAUCAAGCAACACAGUCGCGACAGCGAAAAAGCGUCCUACACCGGGUAAAGCACACAGUUCGCCGGUAGCGCGCAAACCAAGCGCCGUUAACAGCAACCAAACAACUGUGAAGCGUACUACGCCGGGUCGAACGCCGUCACCAGCGAAGAAACAGCAAACAGUGGUCAGUAAAGAGCACGAGAAAGAUAAAGAAGUAGAGAAAGAUAAAAACGUAGAGAAAACAGUAGAAAAAACGGAAGUGAAGAGUAAAGUGUCCGCAAUUCUUGAAACGAAUCCGGGCGAAGUUGUUAAAAAUGUUGAGAACGCUGAAGAUGUAGUGGAAAAUUUAGCAAAAGAUCAAUUGAAAACUAAACACGAACAAACUGAAGAUUCAGCCAGAAGUUCUGUGCACACAGUAAAGUCUACGAAGCGUACGCCCUCGCGUGAGAAUGUGAAAAAAUCUAACACUUCCGAGACGAGAGACAAGUCUUCCUACACUGUUAAUAAAAAGGUGGAUUCGGAGAAGCAAAAGGCGGAUUCGGAACCACCAAGCACAUCUUCCACUUCCGGCAAUAGCAACAAAAGCAAAGCGGAGGAUCGUAAAGAUGGGAAGAAUAAAGCAAUAAGUAAAAUGCUCAAGAGUCUCGAUAUACAAAUUAGCGGUUUCGAUAAUAUACUGCCAACCGAGGAACGCAUACAAGAUACGCUAAAGUCCUCUAUAUCAGAGAAUGUGAAGACGAAGUCACGUGCAGCUGCGGUUAAAGUGAUAGCGAGCUUAAAUCCGCCGAAAUCGAAUAUAGCGCGUAUUAAAGCCCGACAAGAGGAAGAUAGAAGAGAGAAAACUAAAGAAAAGGAGAAGGAAAAGGAAAAAGACAAAGGCAAAGAGAAAGAUAAAGAUAAAUGUAAAGAAAGGUUAAAAGACAAAGAUAAAGAGAGAGAAAAGGAGAAAGUGGAAGAAAAAGAUUUAAAGUGCAAAGAGACAGGCAAAGAACUUGAAGACGCACAACUUCAAAAAGAAACCUCAAAUAUAAACACAGAAGAGAUUCCGGUCACACAUGAAGACACUCAAAAUGCUAAUAAGCAUACGUUAGCGCCUGUUAAAGAAGACACUGCUAAGCAUAACGAAUCUCAAGCGUCUCCCAUUGAAACUGAAAAAAAUCCUGCGGCCAAAAUGGCAUCGAAAAAGAAAGUAACCGCUAAGCGUACCAACAAGAGCGAUGCGAAUCAAAAAAACAAAAAAGCGCCUUCUCAAAAACCACACGAUGAUGCGUCUAUAGCACAAAAACAAAGUAGCAAUCCCAUAAAUGAUGAUUUAGUUGGGACACCGUUGAAGAAGCGGCUUCUUAAAGCCAAGCCAGUCAAAAAAUCCACUGAGGAGACCAAGGCGGACAACGUCGCAACCAAUAUGCCAACUGAAGAGAAAUCAAGCAGCCAAGCUUGUACGACUGUAGAACCACCUGAUCCACCGGAUAAGGAUAAGGAGAAAGAUAAGGCUGAAAAAACGCCUAAAAAGACGCCAUCACCGAAGAAAGUGAAGCCAAAUCCAAAGAAUUCAGACAAGUGCAAUAUACAGGAACCUGAGAAGACAGCUGAUGAACCUUUAGAGCUAAUAGAAAAAGAAGAAACAUUAAGAAUAGUAUUAGAUGCUAAUACAGAAGUAGUGCAAAUGGAUUUAGAAGAAAUGCCGGUUUGUGCAAGCGCUCCCAAAGAAGUGGAGCACAAGAAAGAGGAACUAGAUUUUAAUCAGCAUAAAAUAGAAGUUGAAAAUGAGAAGCAACAGCCACUGAAACAGGAAGAAAUCACUGAAAAAGCAUCGAGCUCCGCCCCAAGCUCACCGCAUAUUGGAAAGAAGCAAAUGUCAAGUAUUAAACAAAGAUUACAAAGCAAAUACAAAGUGCCGCCGGUGAAGUCGAGCCCAACAGCCAAGAUGGUGGGUAAGAAAUCUAAAUUUGCGCAAAAGUUGUCAGUUGACAAAUCAAACAGUUCUGCUGCCAAAAAUGACAUAUACGACUUUCGAUCGGGCUCUGAAGAGGAGGACAAUUUUAAAAUGGUUCUGCCUACAUUGAAGAACCUGCGCGAAUUCGAUGAAGAACAUAAAACCGAACCCUCAAAAGAAGCGCUCAAGACGAAACAAAUGUCAUUAGAGGUCGAAGAGAAGGAAAUGAAGGUGGAGGAGUCUCAUGACAAAGAGGAACAAUUGACAGAACCAGUACAAGAAGAGAUUCAAAAGUCAACAGCAAACUCCGAAACUGAAGAAAAGCCAAAGGAGGAAGCUGAAGAGAAUACGCCUGAACCGACAGAGAAAACUGAAGAUUCUACAGCAGUAGCUCAGACUACAUCUAAAACAAAGAAAGUAGUCAAAUCAAAGGUGACAAAGAAAGUCUACAAGAAGAAACCAUUAAUAACAAAGAAAGUUAUUAAAACAGUUAAGGGAAAAAUGUUACAAGCGACAGAAAAAUCGAAAGCGAAAAGCAGUAAGGUACCGAAAGAUUCCUCAACGGCAACUAGUGACUCAGAAGAUGAAAAGAAGCUAAUCGAUUUUGGUCCUAAACGACAUCGCAUGGCUUCACUGAAUGCAUUGGCCAAGGUGCAGUGUCUUUAUGAGAACGAGUCACGAACGGCGUAUGAGUUAGGUCUAUCGAAAGCAACGCAACUACCACCCAAGAUCCGUACUGUGGAUGGAAGUGAAGAUGAGAAGGACAAAGAUAAAGAGAAGGAAAAAGAAAAAGAGAAAGAUAAAGAAAAAGACACCGACGAAAAGGUGAAAUCAAAAAAGGAUAAAAAGAACGAAGAAAUUACCAAGACCGACGAGCCGCCGAAAGCAGAAUCUGAAGAUGAACCACCAGAGGUGGAGACAAAACGAGAACUGCGUCAUGUACCGGGCGGUCGUGGGCUUGGUAAGCAUUGGGAAUUUGAGGAGAGUGGUGAUAGUGAAGAUGAGGAGAUAGACAAAAUGAAAUUGAAGCGCAAGAAAUUACAGAAAAAGUUGGCGAACAAGAAAGAAAAGGAAGCAGAGAAAUUGAGAGAAAAAGAAAGAAAGGAGGAAGAGGCCUCGGGUAGCAAGCUUUCAAAAGCUAAAGAAGACAAAGAAAAGGAGAUCCCUAAGGAAAAGGAUACUAUCAGGGUAAAGCGCAAGUACACGAAAAUUAAGAAGCCUUUGAAGAAGAUAGUAAAAUUGAAGACCGAUAGUUCCGAUGCUGGCGAAAACACAGAGGUAACCGAUAAUGAAGAGAAAACACAAGAUAAGGAGAAGUCAAAGGUACAAAAGGCGAAACUUGAGGCACGAAAACCGCCAAAGAAGCGCAAGCGCAUGCUACGUGAAGAGUUAAUCGGUGAUUACAAGGGUAUUUUGGCGCGCAAACGUAUGGCAAGCUUGAAUGCCAGUGCCAUAGUUGCGGCCACUUACGAGGUGGAACGUCAUCUUGAUAAGAAUCUCGCCUACGGCAGCUACGAUAGUACUGAUGGUGAGGAGAAAACUUCUACACCAGCUAAAAAGUCCAAGGAUGUUGUAAAAGAGUCCAAGAAAACCUCCACAGCCACAGUGACAUCCGAUGAGACUUUGAACACAAAAGAUAAUGGCGAAGUCACUGCCAAUACCCCUGCUACAGCCAACAGCUCGAACGCGUCCACGGCAAGUGGCACUGCCAGAGAGUCAAGGCCGUUGAAUUUGAAUGAAGAGAGCAAUGACUCAAAAUAUUCAAAAGAAACCAAAGAGACAAAUACAGAUACAACUACCACAGCCGGUUUUCGCGAUUCGGGCAGCACAAAGGACGCCAAAGACUCCAGUCGACCGACUUCAUCCAGUGUGGUUAUCGUACAGGACACUGAUGUAACUAUUACCGGCGUCUAUGUGAACUCUACAACGGGUUCAAGUCAGGAGGCGUACUGUAAAAUGCAAUAUCGUGUGCAAUCGAGUGUUACCGAGGAGCGCGUGUUGCGCCCCAGUUCAGUAGAUCCACCAAAAUCCUACACGCCAUUGAGUGCGCUCUCUAGUAUGCUACCGCCAGGUGCGUCAACAGGUGGCGCAAUGAGUGAUGCUCAAGUAUCACCACCACCGCCACCACCACCCACUGCGGUCGGCACCACUUUACCUGAAGCACUCAGCGCUGCCGGCAUGUAUCACGCCAGUGAUUUGGGCAUACACACCGAACAUGGCGCACCUGAACAUGGGCCACCACCGCCCUCAUAUGCCGCCGCCGCCGCUGCUGCAGCUGCAGCCUAUCAUGCACAUCAUAUGUCACCAGCUGCGGCCGCCGCCGCUGCCGCCGGCAUGCAUGUACAUCAUCAGCAUCAAUAUGCGCACCCACAUGCGCACCAAUAUCCACAAGUAGGAGGCGAACAUGGCAUGCAUGCGGGACCACCACCCACUACAGGUGGACCACCACCACAUCACUAUCAACCACCGCCACCCUCACAUUACGGACCACCGCCGCCACCAGCGCCCGCAGCCAGCGUGAUCGGUCCGGUGCGUUGUGAUGUGGUAUCGCCACCACCAACUUAUCGUUCGAGCAUCUAUGCACCCCCAACCGGACCGCCGCAUCAGCAGUCAGCGCCUAGUGGCCUACUGCCACCGCCACAUUCCACGCUCUCCAUGACAGCAGGUAGCGGUGCGAGCGCUUUCUGUGCGCCAAACAUACAUCAUCAACAAGCACCGCAUCAGCAUCAACAUCAACAGCAGCAACAACAAACAGCGGGACCGCAACAGGAUGCAAGUGGCUAUUACCAACCUGCCGGUCCAUUGAUCUCACCACACGUUCUACCAACUGUAUCCGCUGCACCACCGCCGCCUCCUAAUGUGCCACUUUUGCCGACAGGUGCUACCCCUGCUUCCGUUUCCUCUAUCAAGAAAUCACAACAGAUACCCGCGCCGCUUAGCUCUGAUCCGGAGCUUGUUGCCGGCCAACAGCCACCACCACCAUCGGCUACAGGCGCAGAUAGCGCAGACAGUGAUGUGCUUAUUACCGGUGGCGAUUUGACACCAUUCCGUUAUCCGCCGGUCGCACAUAGCGGCGCGCCCACCACACAGCACCAGCAGGUGCAGCAGCAACAGCAGCAACAGCAGCAACAUCAACAACAGCUACAUCAACAAGCUGCCGCCGCUGCUGCCGCAGCUGCUGCUGCUGCGGCCGCCGCCGCUCAUCAGAGCUCACCAUAUCCACGUUCGAUGCAUGCGCAGAUGCACUAUUCCACUGCGUAUCCGGCCAACUAUUGUACACCAUAUCCGGUGGAAGCGGUGUGCUACUCACCGCCCGCCUAUCAACCCUACUUUUCGACCAAAGUCUACCAGAGCGCAGGCCCGCCACCACCUUCUACAUACCGACGCUAUCCAUACUAUCAGCCGGGUCAUCCGCCACCGCCAGCCGAACUAUACGAACAGGGACCACCACCACCGCCACCGUCAGCGGUUAGUGGUGCCGCACCCGCAAGUGGACCGCCACCACCAACGUCCAUUCAGGGACCACCACCAACAGCACCGCCCCCCGGAACGCAACUUGUGCCGGCUGGUCCGGCAGCACACGCACAACAUCUCGAACACUAUCCAGGUCCGCCGGGCUAUUAUACCGGCUAUAGUCCGGGCGGUGGCGCUGCAGGGCAGUGUUAUACGCGGAGCAUACAGGGACCGUAUAUGGAAUAUCCACCACAGUGUCCGUGUCCAAUGCAACAAUCGUGUCCAAAAAACGUCCAUACUGGGCCUCAUAUUGGUAGCAACAACGGCAGCAACAGCAACAGCAGCAGCAGCUGCAGCACGAACAACAACAGCAACAACAAUUGCUCAACGAUGAAUCAUUUGAGCAACAACAACAGCAAUACUCUGUUGAAUGGCAGCAACAGCAGCAGGGAAAUCACCAACAACAGCAGCAGCAACAGCAACAACAGUUCGAAUAUAACGAACCACAGCCAGAACAACAGGAGCAGCAGCAACAACAGCAGCUCGAACAACAACAAUUCAUUGACUACCAGUAGAGGCCCAGUUAAAAAAUCCAUGACGACGACCACAUUGACAACAACUGCAACACACGCCAGCGCUCCUGUAACAGCAACAGCGAUGGCUUUAGCGUCAGCCACACCAACCGAAAUAGACGAUCUGUUACUUUUCGGUAAGCAACAUACGCAACAGCAUUUGCAGCUGUUGCAAGCAGUUAAGUCCGAGCUGAAAUUAGAAGAAUCGGACAACAAAAGCCAGUACGAGGAGAGCGUAGUACAGCCACCGACGCCGCCUGAGAGCUAUACAACCAACGAUGAAAAACUAUUAGACACACUAACCGAACACGAGUUGUCAUCGGCGUCUCUGCCGGCGACACUUGAAGAGGCUAAUGCAAAGCUUCACUUACGCAGCAAUCAAAGUGACAACAAAAUGACAGUGCCAGUGGAUAGUAGACAGCAGGCAGCUCCUCAACAUAUGGGUAAUAGCUGUAACAAUGCGCCGUCAGUACUUGAAGCCUACGAUUUGACGUCAGUAACGGAGACACCGCCACCUCCACCUUCCACGCCAACCUCAACGGCAACAACCAACUGCAGCAGCACCACCAACGCCACCACAACCACCACCACCACCAAUUGUGCCGCCUUGCCGCUCUUGGGGCGCAAAGCGCGCAUUGGCAAGACAAUGGCGCGUGAGAUGGUCUACGCAGGCGCCGCCGCUGCUGUAAAUGUGACAGCGCAGGCGCAUACGACUCCCAUGAUACACGUGCGCACGUUGCCGCAGCAACCGCAUGCAAUUGCGCAACCGCAACAGCAACUGCAACAACCACCAACGCAGGCGCAGCCGCAGCAACAAACGCAAACACAAUUUUUGACACACCAGCCGGAGCAGCUGUUGACUGCUAUCACACCAAGUCCUUCACCACAAGUGCCAGCGACAUUAAGCGAUGCCUUUCCAGCCGCGGAGUCUGGGCAGCCACCUUUUAUAUUGAAGACCGAAAUAAAGGCGGAAAAGAUUAAGCUGGAAGACGAUGAACCGCUGUUAAAUGCUGUCUUGCAAAUGCAACAACAACAGGAGUCGAACCACAACCAAGACAAAGACAAUGAGAAGGUGGAAUUGAAGCUCAUCAAGGCUGAGCCGGUGACAUUAACUUGUGAAGAGGUGUCGGCCGCAAUGUCUGAUGUUAUGGACACGCCAUCAUUGAAACAGUUAGGUCGCAUGCGUCUUUUACCCAGUUGGCAGCAGCCGCCAAUAAUUGACAUUGACCUCUCCACAACCUCAGAUGAUGAUGUGCUCGAUCUGUGCCACAGUCCAGCAACCUCUACAUCGGGCAGUUGCCAAAAGUCACGCCUUAAGAUACUUAACCUACCCAAAGCACAACUGCAGUCUAAGAAAUCUUCACCCAACGGUUACAAAAGCCUCAUUAAACAAGCCGAGCCACGAACAUAUUUAUGCCUGAGCGGCCGAAAACUAGAUAAGCGUGGUCGUUACAGUAAACUGCAGUUACGACAAACCAGAGUAGGUGGCGUUAACGGCACAAUACGUCGGCGUCAGCUGGUGCUGACCGAUAAGCAAAAAAAGCAACUGAAGUUGUGCAAGAAGAAAUUGCAAGCGCAGGAACGACGCCGACAGGAGGCAAUAGAAAAGCGGCGCGCCGCAGCCAAACAGGAACGCUUGCAGCGGCGAAAACUGCAAAAGCAGUCAAACGCACUCAGCGCGAUAAAACAAGAAGAUAUAGAGCCAUGCGUUGAUGAGAUCGUCGAUUUGGUUGAAGAACCCGAGCAGACGGAAAGCGAAUUCAGUGAAACCACGCAAACAGAUGUGCCAACAAUGCGCAUGUUGCUGACCGAGAGCAGCAGUAAUAGCAACAGCAGCAGCAGCCUGAAUACGCUAAAAAUGACGCCGAAACCUUCACCGAAGCGCGGCAAAACAGCGCGUAAGACAUGCAUACCGCUGCAUUUGAUCGAAACCAUCGACUCUGUAGCGCGUGGGUACUUCUCCGAACCCGAAACGUCGCGUUGCAGUGGCACGCUUAAUCAAUACACUAACUGCGAUGCCUCGGACGUUACCGAACAGCCUUUGGAUAAAGCAGCAACGGAACGUAAGCAAAAGAAAGACAAAAAGGCGAGCGCGGAGAAGCGCUCCAAGUCGGAGACGAAGAAACCUAUUAAAACCACAAUAGAACCAGCAGUGCACACAACUGAGCCUGUUGAUACUAUUGAUGUCAGCUAUCCACUUAUGUCGGCGACGGCGCGUUCCGCACAAACUACCUCAAUAACCGAAACUGCGUUGGAUGCGUGCAGUGCAGAGUCGUCCAACACAGCCUUGGAUUUGACACAGGACACAGAAGAGGCAACAGGAACGUCUCUGGAAGAGUUGCUCAGCAGCAAAAGCAGCACAAAUAAAGCGAAGAGCAGCAAGUCGAAGCGCACGCCGGCCAAACGAAAAACCGCAAAAGCAAAGAAAUCGAAAAAACCAAAAUCAAAUAAGAAGAAACUUAGGCAACAAGACUGGGACUAUAAGACAAAUGCUUUGGAAAUAUGCGAGGAGGCUCCGUUGCCGAUCACCGAACAACUUGCAUUGGAGACUAAUAACAACAUAUAUGAUAAAUGCAACGCGGAAAGCGCUGCAGUGGAGCAGGUCGCAGAUAGACAAACACAAAUGGUAGCCGAAGCAGAACUGGAUGAGACGCCGGCGCUACAAGAAUCCAUGCAAGAACCACAGCAGCAUGCGCAGUCACCCGAUAAACAUUCCAAUGCACAAGUGUUCCUGCCGCCCGUGCCGCCAAUGCCGCGCAUUGUUUGCCAGCCUCACCAUGGUACUAAGCGCACGCGUUCACGUUCGAAAUUCGGCAGCCGCAAGCGACAGAAGGUGAAACAUUCCACAGUCUCCUUCGAAUUGGACGUUCGCCUGCCGCCAGCAACGCGUGGCGAUGUUGCGCCAAAGUGGAAUAACGGCUGGACAUGGGAGGGUGAGCCGUUCCAGGGCGCAGUAUUUUUAAAUAGCGACGAUCCGCUAGUCAUACGCACUUGCUAUCCCGCCAUGCGUCACUCGGAGGGUGACAUAAUACGCACACGUGACUGUGUGCUGCUCAAAGCGAAUGAGGACAAUGAUCUGCCAUAUGUGGCAAAGGUGGCGCAUAUCUGGGAGAAUCCCGAAGAUGGUGAAAUGAUGAUGUCUCUGCUGUGGUACUACCGUCCGGAACAUACCGAGCAGGGUCGUCAACCGAACGAUAGUCCCGAUGAGGUGUACGCGUCCAGACAUCGCGAUCACAACUCAGUUGCCUGCAUUGAAGAUAAGUGCUAUGUGCUCACAUUCAGCGAAUAUUGUAGAUACCGCCGUCGUCUACGAGCUGCUGAGGAGGACAUCGAAGAGGAGGUCUCCAUUGUGCCGAAGCGCUCCACUUGUUAUAGCAUACGCACCGUGCCUGAGAAUACCAAUCCCGAAUUGGUUAUGUUCUGUCGGCGCGCGUAUGAGUUUCGCACAAGGCGACUGCUGAAGAUGCCCAACAAACAGGAUUACAUUGUGGUGAACGGUUAAGGAGACCCGGCCAAAAAUAAUUGGAUAAAAUGUGCGUUUUGAAAGUAGCAAAUACUGGUAGUAGCAGCGCCGACGCCUCUACGCAUUGAUAAGGUGGUACUUUUGUUGUUGUUGUUAUAAAAAACAAAAACAACAACACUUGGUGUUGAAUUGUGUGUAGUUUUAGAACAAAAUUUGACAAAUCACUCCCAUAUAGGGUGCUGCUACAAGCGCGUCAUUGCUGUUAUGCUGUUCAAAUUAGUUAAUGAAAAGUCAUUAGUAGGGCCUUUAACGGUACAUUUUUUGUUUGCAUUAUUUAUUUUUAAGUGGAAUAUUUAUUCUAAGUGACUUAUUUUACGAUUUUCCUACAGUUCGCUUAUUCUUCGAUAUAUGUAUAAUGUGUGAGCUUAACUUGCGGCUUUUUUGCCAAUGUAUGUAUUUCCAUUUAUUAGCGUUUAUCAGUCGCCUAUUACGUAGACACGAAAGUUUAUAUAUUUCAAGUAUUUAUAGUGUUUGAUAUGUAUGCAUAAUUUAUAUAAUAUUUUCACGUAUUGCUGGUUAUGCUUACCACAAACGCGACGCGUGUUUUUCAAUUCAAUUUUUAAAACAAACUAUUGUAAGCGCAUAUGUAUUGCAAAAACAAAAACAAAUACUACUAAGUGUAUGGUUUUAGCUGCGUUGUGGAAAUUUAACCAAAAAGAAGUAUUUAGAUCCCAUAUAGGGUACCAUAUAUGUAUGUACAGUAUGGCAGCGCCAGCAAAAGUCCGCAAAAUUAAGCAACUACAUAGAUAAACUACUGUUAUAACAAAUAACGAAACAAGGGACCAGUCGGACUACUACAACAAAGAAAAUCUAAAAAUUUUGUGCGCAAAACUAGGGGUAAAGAAAUAAUAGUCAGUUUAAGUUUAAGCAGUAAUCUAGUUCUAAAGUAUUUGGUAAAACAGAAAAAACCGUCAAUAAUCAACUUGCAGACCAAAAUCAUAUAUAAUUUUGUUAAACUAAAUGAUUGCAAAAUUGUUUUUUUUUUCAAACAAAAAUUUUUUUUUACAAACUUUUCUUUUUUUUAUUAUUUUUCUUAAAAUAUUUGCAAUUCUUGUUUUUUUCAAAUUUAUUUCACAACGAAUAUUUAAAAAAAAUUUCGAAAGUUUUUUUUUUUCAAAGAAGUAUUUUUGAAAAUUAUUUCUUAAACGGAAAAACCCAAUAAUCAACUUGCAGACGAAAAUCUUGUAUACUUUGUUUAUGAAGUAAUUUCAAAAUUUUUUUCCAAAAAAAAAUAUUUUUCAUAAAAUAUUUGCAAUUCUUGUUUUUUUUCAAAUUUAUUUUAAAACGAAUAUUAAAAAAAAAUUGGGAAAUUUUCCGAUUUGCAGAUUUGUAUGUAAAAUUAAUUUUUUUAUUUUUCAAAAAAGUACAGUUGAACUUCCAUAACUCUAACUGCUCUAACUCGAAGUUCGUCAUAAUUCGAACUAUUAAAUUGGCAAUAGGAGUCAAAAUUCGUACAAAUUACCUUCUGUAACUCAGAAGUCUCUCUAACUCGAAUUUUUUUGUAGAUUAUGGUGAUUCGAGUUAGAGAAGUUCCACUGUAUUUUCUGAAGUAUUUCGUGGACCGUAAAAAUUAAUAAUUGUAAAUGAAAAUCAUGGAUAUUUUUUUUUACAAAAUAGUUGCGAUAUUAUUUUUUUCCUUAAUUUAUUUUUCCAGAUUAACAGAAUUUUAUCAAAAUUUUGAUUUUUUAAAUUCAUUUUGCAACAAUAAUUAAAUCUCAAAAAAAACUUGAUUGUUUUACGUAAAUAUUUAAAAAAAAUCUAUAUGUAAAUAUUAAUUUAAUUUCUAAAAUUUUUGAAAUUUUUUCCUCUUGAAAGAUAAUUAUUUUGUAUACACAGAUAUGUAUGCAAUUUUUAUUUUUUUAUUUGCUUAAUCUCCGAAUCAUCAUAUUUUUUCUUUCAUUUUUACUUUUUUUUUUAAUAUGAAUUUCUGUAAAUUUUUGUAAUUUUCGGUAACUUUAUUAUUGUUUUCAGUUUUUUUUAUUUUAAUUAUUUUUUCGGUUUUUUAUUUAUUUUUUUCAGUUUUUUUUAUUUUUAGUUAUUUAUUUUUUAAUUUUUUAUUAUUUUUUCAUUUUUUAUUUUUUUUUCAUUUAUGUCGUUUUUUUCAUUUUUGUCUUUAUGUUUUUUGUAUUGUUUUUUUUCUUUUUUUUGAUUUAUGAUUUUUUCUUUUCUCUCAUUUUUAUUAUUAAUAUUUUUUCUUUUGUCUUUUUUUUGUUUAUUUUUGUCUUUCUUGAAAUGAAUACAAAUUCUUUCAAAAUUUUUUUUAUUUAUUUUGAGCAAUUUUGACCAAUGUUUGCAAACAAUAAAUUUGAGAAUCAAAAUUUUAAAAUGACAUACAGUUAAAGACAAAAUGAAACUUAACUGGAGAAAGAAAUUGAAGAAAAUCUGUAGUGAAAAUAAACUAAAAAACAGUAGAUAAGCACAAAGUAUAACAGUAGACAAGAAGAAAACAAAUUCAAUAAGAAAAAAUUCAAAAACAUAUUUUUACAACAAUAUUUGAUGAUAGUGAAGCAACAGUGUGAGAGACCAACAAGCAAGUCUAAAAUUUUGUGCAAAACCAUAAAUUAUGAAAAGUAAAAAAAGAAAAAAAAUAAUUUUUGUAUGUAAUUUAACAUGUUGACAAUUUUUUUCCAUACAAUUUAUUAUUAUUUUUAUUUUUUUUUUACAAUAUAAACAAUAUUAUAGCUUAAGCAGAAAACAAACACAUAAGAAAUGUCAUAUUAUUUCCCUGCACCUAUUUGUAAUUAUGAAUAAUUAUUAUUAUUAUUAAUUAAAUUAAGCUUAGUUUAACGAAUACAUACAUACAAAACAAAAACAAAAACAAAAAAAUACAUUUGUAUGCAUUAAACGCGGCUGUUCAUAUGUAUUAUCUAUAAGUAUGAA